CGGAAACUCAAAGCCGAAGAACUUCCUGUCCAACAAGUCAAGUCAGCGAGUUGGGGCAAGGUUGGAGGAAGUGCCAGGUCAAAGAAGAAGAAGAUCAAGCUGAGUUGUGAGAACUCUGAAAUCCUGCAUUACCAUAAUCAAGCAUAAGGUAUGUCGUUAAGUAUAGAUUCAGAAGAUGGAAGAUCCCAGCUGCAGCUCUGGACAACAUAUAGCAAAACACACUGGUGGUAAAACCUACUUGUUUGGGGAUUGCUGUUACAGGACAGCUCAAAUAUCAACCUUAUCCAAUAGCAUACAGAUGAGACCUCAUACAGAAGAAAAUCCCCACGAGUGUGACGAGUGUGACUAUUCUGCAGCAUGGAAGACUGCUUUGGACCAACAUCAAGCAAAACAUACUGGAGAGAAACCCUAUGUGUGUGAGACGUGUGGAUACAAGACGGCUCACAAGUAUAAAUUAUCCCGGCACUUGAGAACCCACACAGGGGAAAAACCCUACAUGUGUGGGGAGUGUGGGUACAGGGCAGCUCUCAAGUCUACAUUAUCCCGGCACUUGAGAACCCACACAGGGGAAAAACCAUACAAGUGUGGGGAGUGUGGGUACAAGGCAACUAGACAGUUUACCAUAUCCCAGCACAUGAGGACUCACACAGGGGAAAAACCCUACAAGUGUGAACUGUGUGACUAUUCUGCUGUGAAUAGAUCUACUUUAGAUUACCAUCUAAAAGCUAAACACAAUGGAGAGAAACCCUACAUGUGUGGCGAGUGUGGCUACAGGACAGCUCACAGGCCAAACUUAUCGAAGCACAUAAGAACUCAUACAGGUGAAAAACCCUUCAAAUGUGACCAGUGUGACUAUUCGGCUGUGAGUAAAUCUAACUUAGAGAACCAUCUAAAAACAAAACACACUACAGUAAAACCCUCCAUAUGUGGGGAGUGUGGAUACAGGACAGCUAUAAAGUCUCACCUUACUCAGCACAUGAGAACCCACACAGGGGAAAAACCUUACACGUGUGACCAGUGUGACUAUUCUGCAGCAAGGAAAUCCAGUCUGAACCGUCACCAUCAAGCUAAACACAGCGGAGAAAACUUACAAACACAGGUACAAGAAAGCUAUAUCCUUCCUUAACAUACGAGAACAACAGAAAGCGUUAAACUAUCCAGAGAAACACAUCAGCAAGUGUGGACCAUACAGUCAUGUUCUAUUAUAAAGAGAUGUACUUCUGAGAUACAGUUGGUCAAAAGGUACAUAUUAUGAAGAGAUGUAGUUCUGAGAUACAGUUGGCCAAAGGGUUUUGAACUGAAAUAGUGGUUGUGCAAAUUGUGCCAACCUGUAUCCGGGA
This is a messenger RNA of Branchiostoma floridae (Florida lancelet), 1340 nucleotides long. Its product is annotated as gastrula zinc finger protein XlCGF8.2DB-like. The transcript is spliced from 3 exons. The record is from RefSeq and is a predicted model, not a curated record. Gene Ontology annotation, biological process: regulation of transcription by RNA polymerase II. Gene Ontology annotation, cellular component: nucleus. Gene Ontology annotation, molecular function: RNA polymerase II transcription regulatory region sequence-specific DNA binding; DNA-binding transcription factor activity, RNA polymerase II-specific. NCBI's taxonomy places the organism in Eukaryota, Metazoa, Chordata, Leptocardii, Amphioxiformes, Branchiostomatidae. Bases 176 to 1126 code for a protein of 316 amino acids.